AUGUCGACCAUCACCGGCGUGCCGACCUACACCUCCGCCCCAAUCAACACGACCACCACGGCCGCGGAGAACAGUCCCGAGACGAGGACCGACAGUGCAGUGCAAGGAGACUGGAAUCCACCGACUACGACAGAGAAUGGUGCAGCUACCACCACGUCUUCGGCACCAGCCCAGCCAGGCAGCAGGGCCAGUAUCCCGGUAGAAACAGGCAUACCUUUGUCAACACCAACAUCUACUUCGAGUCCUCCUCCACCACCACCACAACCAGGCGCCGUCCCAGAACCUACCUACAAUACAAAUAUCAAUACCGCACCAACAGGUACACAGCCUCGCCCCUCGGUUCCCCCUCCACCCAAAGCAGGCCAAGUGGUCCCCCCCGGCGGUGGUGCUGUUCCAAACUCGACUUCAACACCGUAUACAUCCGUGUAUCAACAGCCGCAGCAAUCAUACGCCUUGUCGGGCGCCCCCAAUAAUACAGACCCCUUCUCGGAUCUAGAUGAUACAGACGGGUUCCUUCAUUUAGCUAAAUCGUGGGUGCAGAGCGCUGGUACCAAGUUGGCGGAAGUGGAGGCGGAAGUGUGGAAGAGGAUCAACGAUGCUCAUAAUUAA
Molecule: messenger RNA, 609 nt
Organism: Penicilliopsis zonata CBS 506.65
Lineage: Eukaryota; Fungi; Ascomycota; Eurotiomycetes; Eurotiales; Aspergillaceae
Exons: 1
Coding region: 1-609 (202 amino acids)
Source: RefSeq, a predicted model, not a curated record